GACUACAAUUCCCCUGAUGCAAAGCCGGGCUGCACUGUGCACACUCACAUACAGUAGUAGCUACUCAUUAUCCUUUCUGAGCAGAGGAAGUUUGGCAGCAGUAGUGAAUCAGAGUUUGUGCGGGCAGGCAUGCCUCUGCUAAUGGACAGCAAGAGGCUGGAUGUCAGACAGUCUGUGUCACGAGUUAUACAGAUGCAUCCUCGGUUGAAGGAGCGAGCCAAAGAAUUAACAAACCAAUCCACACACGUAUUUGGACCUAAAGGUUUCUUAUAUGUACAGCAAAGGGAACUGGCUGUAACAACACCAAAUGACAGUUCAAUUUCACUUCUUGGGUCAGAAGAUGCAACUACCUGUCACAUUCUAGUGCUCAGACACACAGGAAGUGGAGCCACUUGUCUAGCUCACUGUGAUGGAUCGGAUACUGAGAAGGAGGUGGCAGAUAUUUUACAUUCAGUGAAGUCCUUAUCACCAAUCUCAGAGGGAAGGCUGGAAUUGCACAUAGUUGGAGGAUUCCAUGAUCAGCGACAGCUGUCACAGAAACUUUCACAUCAGCUUCUUAAGAUUUUUGACAAACAACCAGAAGAGGUACAUCUUGUCACAUUUUGUGUCACAGAUUUAAAUGACAAGCAGGAAAAUGGCAUUCACCUUCCAAUAAUUUAUGGAAUAGCGGUCAAUGUUAAAACUGGAGAAAUUUUCAAAGCAAAAUUUCCAGACCACCAGCCAGAUGAGGAUCUGAGAUCCGCGUACAUCUUAACUGGAGGACAAAUGGUAAAUAUUUAUGAUGCCAAAGCCGAACAACUGAAUAUAGGUCCCUAUACAUGGACUACUAUACCAAACAUUGAUUACUGGCUGAAGGAGGACGAUGAGAAUAUUUUACAUUGUUUUUCUACAUCCCCAUUGGCAGAGCCGCCACAUUUUGUCCAGCAUAUGAGAUCAGCACUCCAGUUUCUGAAGGACAAUCCCCAUCCUCAGACGUCUACAUUUCCUGAUGGCAAGCCCCACUCUUACAGGAAGCUAGCCAAUGGGCAAUGGGAAAGAAUCUCCUCUCCCCCAUGAGUACUUUUACUCUACAUAAACACUACUGUGGACCAUGCUGCUUUGGUAUCUAGAUGAAAGGUCGACAGGUACAAAAGGGUGAUAUAACAAUGGGCGACAAGUAUUUUAGGGUGUUUACAUAUUUUCCCAUCUUUGCUUGAUUUACUAUCCACAUGGAUGACAAUUGGGAAUAGUAACCUGUGGCGAGCACAGUGGUAGGGGAGUGAGCCACCUUGCUGGAAGCGUGGCAAGCGUACACAUUGCCACUGAUUAUGGUCACAUUUGAUGAAGCAUACAAAAAUAACCCCCCCCCCCUCCCUAAAAAAAAAAAAAAACUUGUCGACCACCCAUGUCAACAGUUUGACCCUGUCGACGUCGACCUUAUGCAUAUUGACCAUAUGGGGUUGACCUAAUGACUGUCUACCUAGAUCUUCUAUACAGCACCAGCUGCUUUCUGUCUAUGCAAAUUCCUUAUGACAGUGUUUGUCAUGCAGAUCAGUAGCAUAAAAUAAACUGGCUGAAGAUGACGGAGCUAGCUUUGCAUAUUUCUUUACAAUGCUAAUAUAUGUACAAACCCCCAUAAAUCUGUAUAAACUGCAUCACUUCUGUGUCCAUUAGGAAAACAUGUUUAUUGUACCCAUUACUAUACAUUGUGCAUAUUGAGGCAGAUGUAUUAAGCCUGGAGAAGUGAUAAAGCAGUGACAAAGAAGUGAUAGGUAAUAACGCACCAGCCAAUCAGCUACUAGCUGUCAUUUUUCAAACCCAUAAUGAUUGGCUGGUGCAUUAUGAUCUUCCACUUAUCACUUCUCCAGGCUUAAUACAUCUGCCCCGUUGUCACUUAUUGAGUGUUGUUUUCCAAUGUUUAGUCUACAGAGGCUGUCCUUUGAUAUUAAAAUAAGUAAAAGCA
Messenger RNA from Pseudophryne corroboree (corroboree frog), 1942 nucleotides. RefSeq names its product N-terminal asparagine amidase (gene NTAN1). Bases 130 to 1056 code for a protein of 308 amino acids. Lineage: Eukaryota; Metazoa; Chordata; Amphibia; Anura; Myobatrachidae. The transcript is spliced from 10 exons. Gene Ontology annotation, molecular function: protein-N-terminal asparagine amidohydrolase activity. The record is from RefSeq and is a predicted model, not a curated record. Gene Ontology annotation, cellular component: nucleus. Gene Ontology annotation, biological process: ubiquitin-dependent protein catabolic process.